CGUCGUCGGAAUCAUUUUUCAGACAAAAGCAAAGUGUGGCCUGGACCCCUGACCGAAGCAUCGGACCAGUGCCUGAGCUGAUCACACUCUCAACGACACUCUCUCUCCUCUCUCUCUCUCUCUCUCUCUCUCUCUCACCAUUCCAGCAGUAGUAUCUUUGUCCCUUCCCUUCCGUUUUAGCUGCCCAUUCACUCACCAAAUCUUCCCUUUCCCCUGCUCUGUCUCAACCGCCUCUCUCUCUCUCUCUGACCAAGAAACAAAUGGAAGGAAAUCAAACCCUGAAAUCCCCCUAAAAACCAACCUAAUCGCAAAAAGAAAAAGAAAAAGAAAAAGAACUCUGCUUUGGUGCAUUUUGCGAAAAACCCAAUGAAUUCUUGAGCCCUCUCUCUCUCUCUCUCUCUGUCUCUCUCUCUCUCGCUUGUCCAAAGACCCUCAGGAAACCAAAGCCCAAAAAAUCCCAGUUGACUACCAGUCCAAGAAUAGAAAAAUUCCUCUCUCUAUCUCUCUCUCUGAAACACUAAAAACCCAUUUCACAGAUCCCUCUUUCUCUAUGCCCUAAACCCCCCAAAACCCAGCUCAUUUCCAGACCAAAAAAUAUUUAAAAAAAAAAACCGUCUUCUUUCCACCCACAGUCCUCUCUCUCUCUCUCUCUAACGCUUCCCAAAUGGCCCUCCACCUCCUCACUGCAUUCACCCUCUCCAUUCUCCUCACCAAUGUGGGUUUCUCAGCCUCCAAAUCCACCAUCGAGCCCUGCUCAACCACCAACACCUGCACCGCCCUCCUCGGCUACACCCUUCCCACCUCCCUCAAGGUCUCCCAGGUCUCCUCCCUCUUCCAGAUCGACCCUAUCUCCCUCCUCACCGCCAACUCGAUCGACAUCUCCUACCCAGACGUCGAGAACCACAUCCUCCCCCCCUCCCUCUUCCUCAAAAUCCCCAUAACCUGCUCCUGUGUCGACGGCAUUCGAAAAUCUGUCUCCACCAAAUACACCACCCGCCCCUCCGACACCCUCUCCUCCAUAGCCAGUGCGGUGUACAGCGGCCUCGUGUCCGCUGACCAGCUUAAAGAUGCCAACUCGAUUUCGGACCCUUCGGCUCUUGACGUGGGGCAGACCCUUGUGGUGCCAUUGCCCUGUGUUUGUUUCAAUGGGACUGAUAACUCUUUGCCUGCUGUGUACAUGUCUUAUGUGGUGCAGGAGGCUGAUAGUUUGAGUGGCAUUGCCGCGAGUUACUCAACCACCGUUAGUGAUCUCAUGGAUGUCAAUGCGCUGGGGGGACCCGCGAUUAAUGCCGGGGAUAUACUUGCAAUACCCUUGUCUGCUUGUGCGUCUAGUUUUCCACAAUAUGCCUCGGAUUAUGGUCUGAAUGUGCCAAAUGGAAGCUAUGCUAUCACUGCAAGUCACUGCGUGGAAUGCAGUUGUGCUCAAGGAAGUCGAAAUUUAUACUGCAUGCCGUCGUCAUUGGCUGUAUCUUGUUCUAGCAUGCAAUGCAGUAACAGCAAUCUCAUGCUUGGAAACGUAACAUGGCAGCAGAGUAGUGCCGGCUGCAAUGUUACUUCUUGUAGUUAUGAUGGCUAUGCCAAUGGAACCAUUCUCACUACGUUGUCAACAUCUCUUCAACCUCGUUGCCCCGGUAUCCAGCAAUUUCCUCCACUGAUAGCACCACCUGAUUCGGUGCCCACGUAUACAUCAUUUUCUCCUGCACCUGGACCUUCUGAGGCAGGCGGUGCUCCGACCACCACUCCAACUUCCACCGUGCCUUCAUCUGGCUCAGUCCUGGGACUUCCUCCAACAAAUGCCCCUGGUGGAGGUCUCUCUAGUGCUGCACCCUUGGUCCAUCCACUAGCCAGUUUCCCAAUUGCAGUUGUUGUAGGUUUGAUUUUUGGUUCCAUGCGGUCAUUGUCGUUGUAGCUUUUGCCACAUGCUUAGGUUGGAGUCUUUUUGUUUGCAUCUUAUGGUUGCUUCCUGUGCACCAGGACUGACAUUUUGUUUUACCUUAUCUAUUGUUUCCUGUCAGUGAACUGUUGGAGGGAUGCAACCAUCCGGGCUUCUGUUUUAGUUUUAUGUUUCUUUGAUUGGUCUAGCAUAAUGCUCCAUUCAAUUGCCUUGCCUUGUGCCAUGAAUCAUGGCAGUUCCCCAUUCUGUAAUAUAUUCAUGUGUUUCCUAUUUGGUACUCUGGAAAAUUGGCUACGUAAUUGCAAUGGUUUUGAGAACUA
This is a messenger RNA of Rhododendron vialii, 2214 nucleotides long. RefSeq names its product lysM domain-containing GPI-anchored protein 1. The coding region runs from base 665 to 1909 and encodes 414 amino acids. The transcript has 5 exons. The record is from RefSeq and is a predicted model, not a curated record. Lineage: Eukaryota; Viridiplantae; Streptophyta; Magnoliopsida; Ericales; Ericaceae.